Molecule: messenger RNA, 676 nt
Organism: Leptomonas pyrrhocoris
Lineage: Eukaryota; Euglenozoa; Kinetoplastea; Trypanosomatida; Trypanosomatidae
Exons: 1
Coding region: 107-676 (189 amino acids)
Cellular component (GO): nucleus
Source: RefSeq, a predicted model, not a curated record
GCCGCAACCUGUGCGAACCUCUUACACUGUGGUCUCUCUUAAAUAGUUGGCGUGCCGCUUCACCGCUUCGAUUGCCGGUAAUCGCCACAUUUGAUUACUUGGCAUCAUGAGCGACGGCCCGGGACGGCGGAAGGUGUACGGCUUCAAAGCCGAACGCCAGGCCUUCUUUUCGAAAAACGUGCGCCAGACGUUCCUGGAGGAAGGACGCAAGAAGAAAGAUGAGGAGCGGGCGCGGAUGGAGGCCUACCGCAAGCUGUGUAAGGAGGAGGGCAUCGUCUCAAAGCGACUGGCGGAGUACGACAACACACGCAAGGCAGCCACGGCGGACCUGAGCAGCACCUUAGAAAAGAUCGACUACGAUCAGAGCCUGACGAACAACGAGAAGAAGAAGCGCAAGUUCAAUUUGAAGCGCAAGUUCUCGGCGACCACGGUCACAGACAUCAUGGACAAGCGACAGAAGCACCACAACGCCCUGUCCGGUGUGGAAGAAAUUCAACGAAAGCGCCAAGAGGAGCGCGAGGCGAAGAAAACGGAGCGGCAACUGCGCGAAAAGGAGAAGAAAGUGCGGGUGCAGGCACGAAAGUCGCGGAACGCGCUCUUUGCCAAGCGAACCAAGAAGGGUCAGCCCGUCAUGUCUAGCCGAAUGGAGUCUCUCCUUCAAAAGAUUGAACGUUGA